CGCACAAGCCAGCGUAAUUUGUUGAUAUCCUCUUUUGACUGUAGUAUUGUGAGUCCCGAAGCUUAGCUCUUCCGAAUUCCGAAUUAACAAACACCGUUUGCGUCACUUGAGAGUGGAUGUGCUAGUCAAGAGAAGGUCUACAUGAGGGGCUAAUGGAAGACGCACGGGAUUUGGCUGAGCGAACCCCACGUUCAGAACGCAAGCGGAGGGAUUCGUUUGGGAUGUUAGAUGGCUAUGACAGUUGUAGUGAGGAGUCCACCAGCAGCUCCAGCUCAGAGGACAGCGAGGAUGAGGUGGUAUCCUCUCUCCCUGCCAGUCUUCCCAUUAUCAAGAACAAUGGCCAGAUCUAUACUUACCCAGAUGGAAAGGCUGGAAUGGCCACCUGUGAGAUGUGUGGAAUGAUUGGAGUCCGAGACGCUUUUUACUCUAAAACAAAGCGUUUCUGCAGUGUUUCUUGUUCCAGGAGCUAUUCUUCUAAUUCAAAAAAAGCCAGCAUUAUGGCGAGACUCCAGGGCAAGCCUCCAACAAAAAAGGCAAAAGUCUUACAGAAACAACCUCUUGUGGCAAAGUUGGCAGCUUAUGCUCAGUAUCAAGCAAGUCAACAGAACCAGGCCAAAUCAAAAGCUGUGGUUCCAUCGGAAAACUUUGACUGGGGCCACUAUAUAUGUGUCAAUAACACGUCCGGAGCGCCAGUCAGCUGUUUCAAGCAUGCUCCCAUGGGGACAUGCUGGGGAGGUAUUGAGCAAGGGGUGAGAAUUGAGGUGCUCAACUCUGACACCAACCACUCCACUAAGGUUUACUGGAUAGCAGAAAUUGUUAAGCUGGCAGGCUUCAAAGCUCUUCUCCGUUAUGAAGGUUUUGACAUUGACAGCAGUAAGGACUUCUGGUGUAACCUUUGUAUCCCUGAAGUUCAUCCUGUGGGCUGGUGUGCUUCUAGUGGAAAGCCUCUGGUACCGCCAAAAAGCAUACAACAUAAGCAUUCGAACUGGAAAGCCUUUCUCGUGAAACGUCUCACUGGAGCUAAAACGCUGCCGCCCGACUUUAAUAUCAAGGUGGUUGAAAACACGCAGUUCCCUUUUAAGAAGCUGAUGCGGGUAGAGGUGGUGGAUAAAAAUUAUCUAUGCCGGACGCGAGUUGCCUUGGUGGAGCAAGUGAUCGGAGGUCGGCUCCGGCUCGUCUACGAAGAGAGCCAGGAUGGAUCCGAUGAUUUCUGGUGUCACAUGUACAGUCCUCUAAUUCAUAAUAUUGGAUGGUCACGCAGCAUUGGACAUCGCUUUAAAAGAUCCGAUAUAACCAAGAAAAUUGAAGGUCAAAUUGAUGCUCCCCCACAGAUCUUCCAAAAGGUUAGAGAUGUGGACCAAAGUGCGGAUUGGUUCAAGGACGGCAUGAAAUUGGAAGCUAUCGAUCCCCUCAAUCUCUCAACGAUAUGUGUAGCUACUGUUAGAAAGGUGUUAGCAGAUGGCUAUCUUAUGAUUGGAAUUGAUGGUUCUGAAGCGGUUGAUGGAUCCGACUGGUUCUGCUACCAUGGCACCUCGCCCUCCAUCUUCCCUGUUGGCUUCUGUGAAAUCAACAACAUUGAACUAACCUCCCCUCGAGGGUACACUAAGCUUCCAUUUAAAUGGUUUGACUACCUCAGAGAAACUGCUUCAAUAGCUGCUCCUGUUAAGCUCUUCAACAAGGAAAUUCCCAACCACGGUUUCCAACGAGGCAUGAAGCUGGAGGCUGUUGACCUGAUGGAGCCACGUCUGGUGUGUGUCGCGACAGUGACGAGAAUCGUACAUCGGCUCUUAAGGAUCCACUUUGACGGCUGGGAAGAUGAGUAUGACCAGUGGGUUGACUGCGAGUCACCUGAUCUUUAUCCUGUGGGUUGGUGUCAGCUGACGGGCUAUCAACUUCAACCCCCUGCUUCCCAGAGUACCAGGGAAAUGUCUCAGUCACUACCCAAGCAGAAGAAAAAAGCCCAGCAGUAUAAAGGCCAAAAGAAAAAGAGGAAGAUUCCCGUUGGUCGGCGACCCUUCAGUCAGGCAGUCAGAAGGAGAAGCUUCUCAGGGGAUGAAGAGCAGAGUCCACCCUUUUACCAUGUCGAGGGGCCAGCUCAGCUCCAAUUCCGAACUCACCUCCACCAAACUCAUAAAUCAGACUCACUCAUGCAAAUGAAGGAGGAGAUGAUGGAGACGGAUGAGUUCAACUUUUCCCAAGGCAACUCCGAUCAAGAGAGUAAUGGCUCAGGAACAUUCUACAUUAAACAGGAACCCUAAGGUCUGGGAUGGAAAGCAGGACAAACGGGAGAAGACUGCGAGAAGUACGGAGAAUCAGUGUGAGUGCACAUUUUAUCAAUGGUAAUGAAGAGCAUGGUCAGUUCCACACCUCGUGAAAAUAAUAUGGGUAUUCUCCGCAAUCAUUUCCUUGUGUGUAUAGUUGACUGGUGUUAUGAGCUCCCUUCUCCUGUCUGAACAUUCAACUAAGCUAUUUUUCUAAUAUAUGAACAAUAAGAAUAAACCUUUUUUCCUACGCAUUCCAUGUCAGUUUAAGGUGCUCCGAGCCUGCAUAAAAUGUCAUAACUGUGUCUUGUGGUGGGUCAUUUUGAUUUUGGUUUCUUACUCCUUACUUAACCACUGAAAAUAGAAAUUCCAAGACACUUGACAUAGAAGCUGGCACAAAGAGGAAGCAUUUUUUUUCUCCCCCAUUUCUUGGUUUUUGCUUUUUUUUUUUUUUCCUCUAACGGAUCAUUGAUGAAUAGUAGUGCUUGAAUUGUUUGUGUUUUGUCUUAAUGUAGCUUUUUUUUUUUUUACACUUGCUUUUGUGGAUUUGUGGUGAAACCUUGAAUGUAAAUUAAAAUGAUUAUAGUGAUUGUUUGGUGGAAAACGUUCAAAGUGAAAAGUAUCUGUAUUCAAGAUUUUAAUGACACUAUAGUCAUUGAAAGUACGGCAAAAACUUGCUCAGAACUAGGGAUGCUCCCAUCAGGGUUUUACACUGCUUAUACCGACACAGAUCAUCCAUGAGUGAUUAACCAAUACCGAUAAUGUGGCUUUGUUGUAAAAUUGUCAAUUUUAGAGCUACAACUGCCAUUUUUUUCUUAAAUAAUAGAUUAAUCUGAGUUGAUUUACUGUUUGUAACAUGUCAGAAAAUGGAGGUAAAUGUGGCUCAUUAUUCCCCGCCCCCAGUAAAAUUUGCUUUUUGCAAAUGUCCAAUUCAGAUUAAACCCAAGGAUAAUCACCAUUCAGGUUUCCAUAAAGCCUUGUAUUCCAGUUGCUGAGCUAAACUGCUACGAAGUUAGAUGCAAAUGCUAAUUUAGUUAUUGCUGGCUAGCAACAAUGUAUAUGUGCUUUGAAAAUAUUUCUCAAUUACCCUCCUACUUUCUUCUAGAGCCGUCUUUUUCUCUAGUUUCUUCUUGUUUAUAAUUUAAAUUUUCUCUGUUACUUUACAUUUUCAUUAUAGAGAUAUCAAUCACACUGUCACAACAUUCAGGUCUAAUUAUUUAAUUUAUACAAAAAGAAAGCUAAUUCAUAACCAAAUCUUAACCUCUUUAUAGAAAAUGUCUAGUCAUGCUGAUGAAUUCCUAGAUCUCAUGUAUUUAACAACUUUCUCUUCUUUCUUUUAAUUUCUUUGGAUGUGUAUUUAUUCUUUUCUUGUUGUGACCUAUCUCCAUCACACCAACUAUUCAUUAUUUUCCAAUUAAUACACAUGACCCCUUAGUCAUCCUAAAUUUGUUCAACUGACUAUUCAAUUGUUGUCAAUGUUCAUCCUGUAAAUAAAUCAUCCCAUAUUGAUAUAUAUAGAUAUAUAUAUAACAUUUAACAGCAGUUCUGAUCCAUUCCCAAACUACUAUAUUUUAUUGUUCCAACAAAUAUUGACCUCUUUAAUGUGCCACUUUUAUAUUGUUCACAUAAACUGAUGUGUUGUACUAUCCUUGCACAAUCUCCAACUUUUCUCUUCUAUAUUUGAUAUUUCCUCAAACAUUUGCUCUCAUCCUGUAAAUGAAUCAAUAAUAAAAAAAAA
Messenger RNA from Syngnathus acus (greater pipefish), 3999 nucleotides. It is a transcript of the gene mbtd1, whose product is annotated as mbt domain containing 1. Gene Ontology annotation, molecular function: zinc ion binding. Lineage: Eukaryota; Metazoa; Chordata; Actinopteri; Syngnathiformes; Syngnathidae. The coding region runs from base 153 to 2258 and encodes 701 amino acids. Gene Ontology annotation, cellular component: nucleus. Gene Ontology annotation, biological process: regulation of DNA-templated transcription. The transcript is spliced from 17 exons. The record is from RefSeq and is a predicted model, not a curated record.